Molecule: messenger RNA, 3874 nt
Organism: Eublepharis macularius
Lineage: Eukaryota; Metazoa; Chordata; Lepidosauria; Squamata; Eublepharidae
Gene: WNT9A
Product: Wnt family member 9A
Biological process (GO): canonical Wnt signaling pathway; cell fate commitment; multicellular organism development
Cellular component (GO): extracellular region
Molecular function (GO): frizzled binding; cytokine activity
Source: RefSeq, a predicted model, not a curated record
GGGAAUGAACCUUGACCAUCCUCCCUCUGACCUCAGAAAUGGAGGAAGCUGCCCUCAAAGCCCAUUACAAAGUCUGUGACCGCCUGAAGCUGGAGAAGAAGCAGCGAAGAUGUGCAGGAGAGACCCUGGGGUGGGCAGAGACCCUCAUGGAAGCCAUAAGCAUGAGUGCCCUCGAGUGCAGUACCAGUUCCGCUUGUGAGCGGUGGAACUGCACCCUCGAAGGCCGCUACAGAGCCAGCUUGCUCAAGAGAGGUUUAAGGAAACGGCCUUCCUUUAUGCCCAUCUCUUCAGCAGGGCUGACCCAUGCCAUCGCCAAGGCCUGCAGCGCUGGGCGCAUGGAACGUUGCACCUGCGAUGGCCCUGACCUGGAGAACCGCGAGGCCUGGCAGUGGGGCGGCUGUGGAGACAACCUCAAAUACAGCAAUAAGUUUGUCAAGGAGUUCUUGGGGAAGAAAUCCAACAAGGACCUGAGAGCCAGGGUGGACUUCCACAAUAACCUGGUGGGCAUGAAGGUCAUCAAAGCUGGCGUCGAGACAACAUGCAAAUGCCAUGGUGUGUCGGGGUCGUGUACCGUGCGGACGUGUUGGCGACAGCUGUCCCCCUUCCAUGAGAUUGGGAAGCAACUGAAGCAAAAGUACGAGAUGUCGCUCAAAGUGGGCAGCACCACCAACGAGGCGACAGGCGAAGGAGACAUCUCUCCCCCAAAGAAAUCCGUCCCGGGUCACAGCGACCAGAUUCCAAGGACUACAGACCUUGUCUACAUUGAUGACUCCCCAAGUUUUUGUCUGGUGAGCAGGUAUUCACCUGGCACUUCAGGCAGGAAAUGUUACAAAGAUAAAAACUGCGAGAGCAUUUGCUGCGGCCGGGGCCACAACACCCAAAGCCGGGUGGUCACCAGGCCUUGCCAGUGUCAGGUCCGCUGGUGCUGUUAUGUGGAGUGUAAACAGUGUACCCAGCGAGAAGAGGUUUAUACCUGUAAGGACUGACGUGCUGCAACUGGAUCGCCCUUCAUGACGGGAGAUGAGAGCUUACGCCUUCGUUGUCUACUUUGUACACUAUGAAAACCACUAGAGGCCUUCUUAAACAGUCUAAAGACACUGCUACCCGUUAUCUUUCUCCUGAUUUCUUUGUACCUCAUGUCGGUCCAAAGACACCCUGUGGAGGCUGCUUAAAAUCUCCGCGCAGAUUGUAUCCCAACUUACAGAUGUGUUGUUUUGCAAGUCAUCUUCUGAUAGUGGGUGGAACCCUGUUGCCUUAUGGAGCGUAAUGCUGCUUAGACUUCUCUUGAACUGAACUGUAAGCCAUUUUGGACUGGAUUGCACCUCCCAGGAAACCUACCUGUUAGGACAUCAUUCCAUUUAUUCUGCACAGCGGCUGUGGUGUUGAACCUGGCACAGUCUCCAUGUAGACUUUUGACUUUUUAAAAAACCACUAGCUUGAGGUGUGUAUUUUAAAAAAAAUUAAAAAAAUAAACACCAAAUGGCAAUGCAAAUAUUGGAUUCCAAGUGACCAGUCAACAAAGAUAAGGGGAGGAAAGGAAGAUGGAGACGAAACUGAAACCACAACAGUGACCAAAUGCAUCAGCAUCGGGGGAUACGGAUCCUUUGGCUCCUAUUUUAAAACGAGGAUUUUACAAAUUAUGACAUCGACACCACGGCUUUUCUUCAACAACACUACUUGGAUCAGAAGUGGCUGGCUUAUUUCUGGAUAAAGUGCUCUUAUUGGUGGCGGUAGCAUUGGGUACUUCCAAAGAUGGCACUUCUUUGAUUCUCCAGUAGUAGCAAGUUCUCUAGUUUAAACUGCUGACCUGGUUUUCGAUGGAAGCUGGAUGUGUGACCUACCGUACGGUUUCCGUUUGCUUCACUGUGGCUGUGCAGCCUUCCAAGGACAAACCUAUCUUUACCACAGCUUCUUUAAAAUAAAAAAGUAGUAGCCACUUGUAUUUAAGCUAUAUUCUUGUGCGUCUACUGGGAGGGGAUGGAGUUGGUUUGUUUUGUAUUCUUGGGAACCCACAAUCCAGCUUUAACUUGGCUUUUUGACCUGCUAUCUGGAGGGUGGCAGAGAGGCACAAGAAUGGCAUGCUUUCUCUCUUUUUGAUUCAGGAUGCUGCAGACGUGGGAAGACUCCACCUGUUGUAUCUCUUUCAGAGGCCAGUUAUAACAGAUGUGAAACUCAAAGAUGGCUGGUCCCCCUCCCUCCCCGCCUCUGGUGUUUCCGUAUGGCUAUGCACGAAGGACAUUCUUUGACCUGAAAUGUUCUUGGCUUCCUCGCAGGAUGGAGCAGUCCUGAAUAUAUGCAAAUGGUUGUACCUUGCGGUUUUUAAGAAUCAAGACUGAAUAGAAACCUAUUAUUCAGUGUGGAUAGAUAUAUGCCUAAAUAUAAAUAUUGAACAUUUAUUUAUUAAGCCUUUCAGAAGGACCUUUUUACGGUUUUGAUGUGGUAUUGUGUCCAGUCCCCUCUCGAGAAUUCGCUCCCUCUUUGCCCGCACAUGUAGCUUAGUUCUUAAGUAUCUCACCAAUGUCUGUUCCCCCAGCAAAGUUGGGCAUUACUGCAGAAUGAGACAUGCUACAUUUUUCACUUUGAGGAAUAGCUGAACCACUUGUCUUAGUCCUAAUUCUUUGAAAGAAUGGGUCCAGGUUGGUGCCUUCAAGAUAGCCCCUGUUAAGUACCACAAAUAAUGUGGAGGCCAGCUGGAUAUUCUUCCUGUUUUACAUGAAGGUUAACUCGGCCACCCUCUGCAGCGAUUAGAAGCUUAUCCUGGAGAGUUUUUAAUGCCCGUGCAAUUUCCCCUCCUCGGUACAAACAACUAGAGAGUUAUUGGUCCUUGUUUCAUACUAGUGUGUAUAGCAAGAGUUCGCAAUUGAGAAGGCUGUGUGUGGUACAGUAGGGCACAUCUGCUUUUUACCAUUGGCUCCAAAGAUUGGGGAGUGGUAGGGGACAGAAUUCCCUUCUUCAAACAUUUCCUAGUUCCUUUGGAAUUCUGCUACCAAAGGCAGCUUGUAUUUAAGGCCAUUGCGAACCAGAAACUGUACAACUGACUGGGUCUUUGCCUUCCAUGGCAGAUGAUCGCAGUUGCCAGGUCCCCUUACCAUCCCGGCAGGAGGCUGGGACACUGAAGCUUCCCUUUGUUGUGUACCCAGCACGCUUCACUUCCGGUGAUGUCACUUCCAGGUGCAGGAGGAUGUGCACACUUUGCCACCAGCCAAUUUGGGCCUCAAACUGGCCCAAUUUGGUCUGUUUGAGGCCCAAAUCGGCCCACUGCAAAGUGCGUGCGUGCUUUCAGGAAGGCGGUGCAUUGUUGCGCCAUCCCCAAGGGCACGCCCAGGAGCUCCGUUUCCAUGCCUUUUUCUCCCACUGACCAGGCAAUGAUGAUCCCAUUUUGAAACUCUCAUACAUUAUAUAAGUUUAUGCAGCAAAAGAGUAUGCAUUGCUGAUUUCUUUUGUAGAAAACGGCCUCCUUUCGCUGCAACAGAUGCAGAUUUCCAAUCACUGCUAGGACAAGAAAACCCAGCUUUAGAAAAUGUGUCGGCCGUGUGUGUCAUUGCGUGUGGACCAUGACUUAACCCGGGAUUGUGUUCCAGAAGUGGCGUAAAUAAGCUGAGUGAGCAGCCAGGCCCUGCUGGUAUGAACAUCAUGUGGCACUGGAGUCCUUGAUAGAAAUUUAGGACUUUGGAAAAUAUGGGUAAAUUGAGUUGAAGUAGAAAUGGCAAAAUGCCCCGCUGGGUUGUGAAAACCGCACACUGCAAACUUACUACUAUGCAGUUUGCUCAGAAGGAAGUCUGUACUCCUUAUGGCUUACUCCCAAGAAAGCGGGCCGUAGUGGCCGUUUCCCCAUGUCUUAAACAUAGCCCCCCACUCACUGAAUGCUGGCAAC